Molecule: messenger RNA, 920 nt
Organism: Medioppia subpectinata
Lineage: Eukaryota; Metazoa; Arthropoda; Arachnida; Sarcoptiformes; Oppiidae
Source: the annotation of a GenBank genome assembly
AGUGGAGGGGGCGUUAAAUGGGGCCCGAAUUGCAUAUANGACAAUCUGUUUGUUCUGGAGGAGGACCAGAAGGUCCAUUUAGCUAUCAAUCGUUUAGGGCUCAACUCUUUGGGACCAUUUGUUCCCAAUCAACGCAUAAUUGAAUAUAUGUUGACCGAUACUCAAAUUGAUGCACUCAUUAAGAAGUCUGUUAAAGGGUUUGUGGAAUCAGUGGCCGCGCGAACUGCAGCGCCCGGCGGGGGUUCUGUGGCCGCAAAUAUUGGCGCAUUGGGCGCCGCUUUGGCCGCAAUGGUUGGCAAACUUUCGUACGGAAAGAAAGUGUUGCAACACAACGACGAAGCCAUGAGAAGACUUUUACCACCUCUUCAUUCAUCAAUCAAUGAAAUGCUGGCUUCUAUUGACGCCGACACUAAUGCUUACGAAGAUUACGUUUCGGCGCUUAAACUACCGAAGACUACACCAGAAGAAGUGGUCGCACGGGAUGAAGCGAUUAAAAAGGGUAUAAAUGGUGCCAUUUCUGUGCCUUUGAAUUUAGCCAGAAUUGUGUCCAAACUAUGGGAUGUUUGCAAAGAAUUGGCACAAAUUAUCAUUUAUGCGUCGAGAAGUGAUUUACAGGUUUCAGUUAAUUGUCUUAAAGUGGGAGUUUUGGGCGCUUAUUAUAAUGUCAUCACAAAUCUCUCCGACAUUAAAGAUGAAGAUUACAAAAAUAAGAUAUGGGAUGAAAUUGAAAGCUAUAAAACUUUAGCAGAGAAAUCGUGCGAAGAAGUGCUUAAGAUAUUGGAUGCGAGAGAACCACAAAAGUAAUAAAAGAAACAAAACUUUUUAUUUCAUAAAAUUCAAUGAAUAAAAUUCAAACUUAUAAACAAUAAUAAAAUACAAUACAUAUAAAGUAAUAUCUGAAUAAAUAUUUUUAACACAAC